Molecule: messenger RNA, 6639 nt
Organism: Pangasianodon hypophthalmus (striped catfish)
Lineage: Eukaryota; Metazoa; Chordata; Actinopteri; Siluriformes; Pangasiidae
Product: C-type mannose receptor 2-like
Exons: 6
Coding region: 4998-5987 (329 amino acids)
Source: RefSeq, a predicted model, not a curated record
GGUUUAUUCCACGAAGUGAGCUAACUCAGUAAGCCAGGCUUAUUUCAACAAACCUGGUUAAUUUCCAUCAAUUUCGGUUCCAGAAAAGAAGCUAAUCAUAAGCCCCACUGAGUUACUAUGGCAACAUGUUCUUUUGGACACACCUGCUCAGGUUAGAUUUGAAGCUUAGUUCAGCUUGAUGAUUCUGCAUAUUUUCAUUAGCUUUUCAGUGACAGGUUUAAAACCUUAUUUAUUUGUAGCAUACUUAUUCAUGGCAUCAAUAACUCGCAUUUCAAUAAGAGAAUUUUAAAAAAUCUUCUCCAAAUCAUCAUCAGUAUAUUCUGGUAUUAUAUAAACACUGUGCACUGAGUAACAUUCCGUAAUUCAUUUCUGACAGCAGUAACAACAAUGACAGGGUUUACGAAAAUCUUCAAUAUUUUCCAAAUUCAAAACAAAUCUUUUCUAAAAGUAAUUAAAUAAAUAUUAGGUGUGUCUAUAAUCUACUAUUUUUACUCAAGUUUGUAUUUAACAUGUUCAUUUUGACAAAAGAACCAAUUUAAAUUGUCUUAUAUUAUUUUGUUUGUUUUAUAUAUAUGUUCUUACAUAUUUAUUCUGUCAGAUAUUUCUGACAUGCUGCACUUUGAGCUUUGUUAAUUGCCAAGAUGUUGCUUUUAUUUGUAAUAAUGUUUUAAUACUCAUCAUAUAAUUUAAUUAUAAGUGGUGUGUAAAGCAGUGAAGUAAUGGAGUGAAUAAAGCAGCUCUCUCAUGUGCUGCCGUAUCACUGUAUCUUCACUCCACUGUUAUGGCUGAUUAAAUAUCACGUGCACGCGCAAGAACCUCGACUGGCCAGUUUCAGCCUGAAUUAGUGAAAUAAGUUGCACCUGAAUUUGCACUAAAUCAAGCGAGACUGUUUAUUAGCAAGCUUCGUGAAAAACCUCCCCGGGUUGGGGUUUGUUGUUGAUCUCGCUGUUCAGUGGAAAAGCUCUACAGGUGUGUUAGAGCAGGUGAGUGGACUCCAGGACCGGAGUGUGCACCCUUCUGUGUCAUGUCUCAGUGAAGUGUGAUGACUUAAACGUGUUCUGUGCAUGACAACAAAUAUUUAUAAUUAGUAGAUGAAAAUGCAUAGGACUGUUCAGAUACACGCUAGUGUUGCAGUCAGAAUACUGGACUUCAGUGCUGUCUACAGAAAUGCUGAACAUGUUUAAUAGCUGCUGUAUUGCUUUUAAUUCAGGGUCUGAGCUGCUACAUGAAGCUGUUUUGCUGCUGUUAAUACUGUAUUUGUGUCUCUGUGGAAUUAUAUUAUAUUGCUAGCGUCUUCUUUGCAAAGCCAUAUUUUUAAUCAGGAGUGGCAAAACCUGGUGCUCGAGGGUCACCAUGAAGAAAUUCGUCUUACUCUGAAUAAUUUAAACUUGUAUCUACGAUAUUACACAUUUUAACUGUAUUAAUGUACAAUGACUACUGUAGAAUGCUACAAAGUGUGAAAUAAUUAAUAUUUUUGUUUGCUAACAUAUUUAGAAAAAAAUCCUCAAAGUUCAAAUGACUCAUUUUGAUUUAACAGAUCAAGUUCUAUUCUUCUUCUUCUUCUUCUUCUUAUUAUUAUUAUUAUUAACAGAAAAGCAAGAUAUUAUUUCUACCUCUAAAAUCAUGUUUCGCCACCUCUGAUUUGUUUUCCUGAUCAAGUGAAUCCUGAGUUGUCUCUGUAUUUUGCAUUCGAUACCUUUGUGAUGCCUUUUCUUAGAGUGUGUGUGUGUGUGUGUGUGUGUGUAUGUGCAGAGCUUGUGUAAUUGGUUGACAUGCUUUAUAACUUCCAUGGUAUCAUGGAGAAGACCGGUACAAUGGAAUGACUUUUCCAGCUUGAGUUAGCUGCCUGCCACACUAACGUAGCCUACUGUAGACUUCAGACCCAAAAAACCCAGUUAUGAGUUGUUGUUGGUCGGCUUUAGCAUGAUACUACGUCAGUGUGCUUUCUUUUUUUAAUGAUCUUGCUUGUCUUUUCUAUUUUAAAUGUUAUUUAUGCCUGAUUUUUCUCCUAAUUGUGGAAUUACAAUCAAUAUAAGCUAAAUAAUUAAAAUGAUCAUGUCCACUGGCUGUGCAAAUGUUUAUCUAAUUUUUCAGGUUUAAUACAGAGUACUUAAUCAAAAGAUUUCUAAACUUUAUAUAUAGCCACAGUGAUGUGUAUAACCCCACCAGCCUCAGACCUACAUUUCAGAAACACUAAAUUUAUGUUGUUUUUACAUGAUGAAAUCAUCAAUGGGACUGAAGUGAUUUUUUAUUCCUUUAAACACACAAAAAUGCCGUUAAUAUAACUAGGAAUAUUGGGUAAAUAUUAUGUAAAGAAUCCCAGAUUGUGGUAUUAAUAAUAAAAAAAGGUCCAGUAAAAUCUGAGAAUCUACAGGAUUCCUACAGCAAAGGUCUAAAACUAAUGAAGAUGUUAAGAUUAAAGCAGUGAGAUUAUUCAUAAGAACAGGAGAACAAUGCUGUGUGUGUUAGAUCCAACUGAAAAGUGGAGCAAACUCUUGCGUCACUUCACCCUGUCCACUGUGAACACCAAUAAAUCUAUUUAAAAGUGGUGUCUGUUGUACUCACCUGAUUGGCUAAUGCAUCAUCAAGACUCAGCCGAACCCUCAGUCUCACACUUUAUCUAAGACCAGCGUUUUCUCCUGACCUUUACAGAUGAGAUGCAGCUUGACUGGUCUGAGAUCAGCAUUAAAAAGGAGUAACAUGCACAUUAUAUACGCAUUCACACCAGCAGAAAAGCCCCAUGGUGUUGACUCUGUUAGUGACGCUGGCCUUUUUACAGCCACUGACUUUUAUGGAAGGCAUAUUGUUAGACAUUAUCUGAAGAUGUCAUGGCAACUCGGUCCCAAAACAGCAGAUGUCUCUCUCUCUCUCACACACACACACACACACACACACACACACACACACUCACUGAUUCAGCUGUAAAUAUCACCACUAAAUAUACCACACUGAUUCAGCCACACUUCUGUGCUCUGCAUUGUACACUGUAAAAUAUAUACAAAUAUUGCACAUGAGUAUAUUGGACUUUUAUUAUUGAAAUGUAUAUACUGCCCAUUGAUAAUAAGUGACAGAAUAAGUGAUAAGGCCAUAAACUCCAUUUAUUAAUCUGUCUGUUUUUUUUGCACCUAAACAAAAGCUAUAUAUUUUUAACUUGUCAUUUUUUUUUCUGUGCUAAAUUAAGAAACCCUGCCAGAUUAAUUCCAGCUGUUAUCCUAACUAUAGACACAUUGUUUAUUUAUAAACUCAGGCCGUGUGCUGAUCACGUGUGAAAGUAAAGCAGGUAGACGUGUUCUCAGUGUUGAAGGUUCUAUUUUGGAGAACACUCUUAUUGUUUCAGUGUUUUAUGGUCUUAUUUAUUUUACACUUAACUUUUAAUCCUUUGUUUGUACAUUCUUAUUGCUUUAAACUGUUUGUCUUACUAGCUUAUGAUAUUUAUCCAUAUUUCAGUUUCCUUCUUUGAACUUAUGCUAUUUUCCAUGGUUCUCUGUUUUCUCUAUUUUUUUAAAAUUUUUGUUUCUGUAAGCCUAAGUGCAGAAUGAGAGACAGAUUUAAGAUGACUUGGACACAUUCAUCCAAGAUUUAAGAUUUCUUGGUUUAAUUUUGAGCCUGACCAGAUCUCCCGCUCAGUGUGACGGUCAGAGCCACACAAAUUUCAUGUCUGACUCAUAUGGAUGCUACCGUACAUUAAAAUUAAAAUGGUAUAGAUGGUAAAAAUUAAAUUUAUUAUAAAAAUGUACUCUAAAGCCAGAGGUUAAUUUUCUGUUAGAGACUAAAGACUGGAGAAUUAUGGAAAAAGGAUCAGUGAGAGAUUACACUGAAGACAUAAAAAAACUUCACAAAGAAACAGAAUUAAAUUAUUCCUGAGCGCGCUCUCCUGGAACCUGCGAGACUCCAACAGUCUGGAUGAGGAAGUGUGAUUAAUCUUUCACAGGUCUGAACUGAACAGAAGUCUGGGACAAAUGUUUAAUCACUUCAAAUGACUUAGGAGUACAUUUUAUAAUUUUUUUCUUUUUAUUCAAAGGCUUUUUUCAAAAAAAAAAUUCUAGUUUCAAACUUUCUGAGUCAUUCCCUCUCACUGGAAUAUGAGAGUUAUAUUUUCAUUACAGAUAAGAAUUUACACAUUAUCUGAGCAAUCCUCAAAGCUCAUACCUGUUUCCUGUGCAUCUAAUAAACAUGACUCUUCUUCACUUCCUGCAUUAUUCAUCCUCAUCCUCACUAUUAUCUAUAGGAAUAAAUAAUAUAGUAUUAUUCAUAAUCUGUUUAAUCUGUUUAUUCCAUGUGCAUGUUCUGAACAAAAAAAAUGCAAACCAUUAUUGUGAAAGCUGCAUAAAACAGAAAUGAGAAAUAAGAUAAAAUUGGACCAUUAGUGAUAAUAAAAAUGUCUUAUUUAUGAAAAUUAUACAAUUUAGUCACAUCACCUUCAUUCAAAUGAGCUGAAGGUUUUUCUGUGAACUUCACUUGCCAAACUGAGCAAUACUGCAAUAGAAACAUUUAUAUUUUACUAAAAGUAUAUUUUACUAAGAAAGUAUUUUUGUGUGCAGAAGAAGUAUUCAGAUUAUUGACAAAUAACAAUUAAUUUCAGCUUCCACGUAGCAUAAAAAGGUGAAUGAGAGAACUGGUUUUGUUUAAACGCUGAAAAGAUCCAGAUGUAAGCUGCAGUAGAGUGUUUAGUCACUACAGGACAUUAUUGUUUCCCUACAUACACAAGGUUCAGACUCAUUAAUGCAAAGGCAGAUUUGCAUAAUUAGUUAGUUUGUUUAAGUGUUUUAGAUUGUAACCAUGCUGAAAAACAAUAACAAUGCAAAACUCGGAAAAGAACAUUCAAUUUGUAAAGCAGGAAACCAACUUCCUGCCAUGCGUAUGCUUUGUUCAUGUUUUGUAGAUGUUUUAGACGUAAGCACAGCCAGUGAAGUGCAGGAACAUCAUCCAGCCACACUUCUCUAUCAAAUAUCACAAACUGUCACAGUCUGUGUGCAUUCUUCGUCUACACCUCGGUGAUGAAGCACCUGUUCAUACUCCUGUUUUUCACAGGAGUCAUCCCCAUCAUCCUGCCCGUCCCUCGUAAAUACUAUUUGAUCCAGCUGGGGAGAAAUUGGAGUGAUGCUCAGGUGUACUGCCGAGCCACAUACACUGACCUGGCCACCAUCGAAACCACAGAUGACAUGGUCCAACUUCAGAAUGCAGCACAGAGUCAACAAGUCAGUUCUGGUGCUUGGAUUGGACUCUACAAUGAUAUCAACAGCUGGCGCUGGUCAAUGGGAAAUGAGCCACUAGGAAGGAUGACCGAUUGGGAUAUAGAUUUUUUGCAGCCCAAUAACUUAAAUGGAGAUGAAGAGUGUGCUGUGAUAGACAUCAUAGCUUGGUUGGAUAGACCAUGUACAGAAAUAAAGCCCUCUGUGUGUUUUGAUGACAGGAACACUGACAACAACAGGUACAUUUACAUCCCUGAUCUCAUGACGUGGCGUGAAGCUCAGAGCUACUGCAGACAGCAUCACACAGACCUGGCCAGUGCGAGGAAUGAAACUGAAAAUUCACUUAUAAAAGCAAUGGUCUUCGGGGAAACUUGGUUCGGUCUGUUCAGAGAUUCCUGGAAGUGGUCAGACCAGACAAACUUCACCACCAUUACCUGGGCACCUGGAGAACCCGAUAAUUACCAAGGGAAUGAAAAUUGUGUUCUUUUAUAUGAUGGUCAAGUUGAUGAUACGAUAUGCUCAGACAUAAGACCUUUCUACUGUCACUCAGUUCUGCCUCCAGUAAUCACAGGACAAAAACAGAUCAUAAGGGUGAAGGUCCAGUCCAAUCAGGAUGUGAAUGAUCCUGCAGUAAAGGUGGUCGUCUUGGAUAAGAUUACACAGAAACUGAAGGAUCAUGGGAUUACAGAGAACGUCACAGUGAAAUGGAGAGAGCAACCAGAUGGACUGGUGUUUAACAAGGAGAAAGAAAAUGCUACACUAGAAAAUACAAUCAUUAAUGCAGACGAACUCUAAAUCUUUAGCUACUUCUCAAAUUGCAUACUUCUGUAGUGCACUUGCCAAUUUUAGUUCAUUAAUUCCAGGAUAAUGUGACUUAAUUCAGGAUUGUGUACUAAAACGUACAAAAACAGAAAUGCUGGAUAUUUCCUUACUUAUAAGAGCUUUUGCUGAUUUGGUGUGACAGUGUUCAGGUGGUCUGAGAAUGUGAGACAGAACCUGAAUAUGUUUGUAAUUCUGACAAAGUUUACUUCUAAAUUUAAAUUCUUUAGGAUAGUACUGUUACAGAAAUUUACUCACCACAGAUGUCAGUAAACUUAAAGAAGAAAUAAAGAAAAAGAAAACAAUGAAACUUUUGUUUCAUGUUAUUGCUGUUCACAGAAUUCAUCUGAACGGUGAAGAAGCUACAUGCUGUUCUUAUAAAUGUUCCUCAAUUUGCUCUCGAUUCUCCAACUUCCCAGUGCGCAACUGAGAAAAGUUAACUCGUCAUUGAUUCAGGUCGAGGCCGGGACAUAAAAUAACAGUGCAGAAGCCAGCCAAUAUUGUGGUACAAGUGGUUUAGUAUGGUAUAAAUAAAAAUAAAAUAAUAAACAGAAAUAGUAUUUAAUAAUGCGCGCACGCACACACACAUUCAUGCACACCUAUAGGGAAAGUUAUCUCAGCCAGUCCA